ACUGCAGUGAACGACAAAUUCAGAAGCUUGUUAUGUCAGAAAGGAGGAGGAGGAACUUCUGUUUAGGUCUUGCCUUCACAGGGAAAGGAAACACUGAUAGUAUCUGUGUAAUCUUGCACUGAUGAGCUGGCAUCACAUUGCUUUGAAAAGAUUCAUAUUUGAGAUCUGAUGACUAAGUGUUGGUGAGCACAGCUGCUUUAGAAUCUGAGAUAAAGGAAAGAAGGAAAACAAAUCCAGAAUUGCUAUGUGAAAACCUUGCUGACAUGUAAUGCUGUCAGAACAUUCAUAAAGAACAGAAACCCCAUUCAAUGUCAAUCAGGAUGAAUAUUUAAACAACCUUUGGUCUUGAGUCAAAAUGUCCCUCUGUGCGUCUUCUCACAAGGACUUUUCUCAGUUGCUGCCACUUCAGGAUGUUGGAUGCAAUAAGACAGAAAUUAAAAACUCACCUGCUGGUAUUGGCUCUCCAGUUCCCUACAGCUGUAAUCAGUCUGCAUUGACAACAGAACACAGUCCAAUCUACAUCCCUUCGUCUUAUGUGGAAAACAGGCAUGAAUAUUCUGCAGUGGCGUUCUGCAGUCCUGCCGUGAUGAAUUACAACAUAGCCAGCAAUUUUGGUGAUUCUGAGAGUACAUCUGUGAGGCAAACAUCGAGCCCAAACAUGUUAUGGUCUGCUCCUGGCCACCUCUCCCCUCUGACACUGCACUGUCAGUCAUCACUUCUGUAUGCAGAGCAGCCUAAGAGCCCGUGGUGCGAAGUGAGACCUCUUGAACCAGUGCUGCCCGUCACCAGAGAGAUAUUAAAAAGAAGAACUAAUGGUGAUGACUGUACAAGCCCAAUUGCAAGUAAUCCUGGCUCAAAAAGAGACGCCCACUUCUGCGCAGUCUGCAGUGACUAUGCUUCAGGAUAUCACUAUGGAGUCUGGUCAUGUGAAGGCUGUAAAGCAUUCUUUAAAAGAAGUAUUCAAGGACAUAAUGAUUACAUCUGCCCAGCUACCAAUCAAUGCACGAUAGACAAAAACAGGCGCAAAAGCUGCCAGGCAUGCCGGCUACGGAAAUGCUAUGAAGUGGGAAUGAUGAAAUGUGGCUCAAGAAGAGAACGCUGUGGGUAUCGAAUCCUGCGCCGCCAUCGUAAUUCGGAGGAUUGCAUGGGCAAAACCAGGAAGUACAAUGAGGCUGCAACCCGUGUAAAAGAGAUCCUCCUCAGCACAGUCAGUCCAGAACAGUUUGUUCUAACUCUGCUUGAAGCUGAGCCUCCCAAUGUGUUGGUGAGUCGUCCUAGCAAGCCAUUCACUGAGGCCUCCAUGAUGAUGUCCCUGACAAAACUGGCAGACAAAGAGCUGGUUCACAUGAUUGGCUGGGCCAAAAAAAUUCCUGGCUUUAUUGAUCUCAGCCUCUAUGACCAAGUCAGGCUCUUGGAGAGCUGCUGGAUGGAAGUUUUAAUGAUUGGUUUAAUGUGGAGAUCAAUCGACCAUCCUGGGAAAUUAAUUUUUGCCCCGGACCUUGUACUAGACAGGGACGAGGGGAAAUGCGUAGAGGGAAUUUUGGAAAUCUUUGAUAUGCUCCUGGCCAUGACCUCGAGGUUCCGAGAGCUGAAACUGCAGCACAAGGAGUAUCUGUGUGUCAAGGCAAUGAUCCUCCUCAAUUCCAGCAUGUUUCCCUUGUCAGCAGAAGAACCCGAAAGCAACAGGAAACUGCACCACCUGCUCAAUGUGGUCACAGAUGCUCUGGUGUGGGUUAUUGCAAAGAGCGGAAUCCCCUCCCAGCAGCAGACAACUCGCCUGGCAAAUCUGUUGAUGCUGCUCUCCCACGUCAGACAUGCAAGUAACAAGGGCAUGGAGCAUCUGCUGAGCAUGAAGUGCAAAAAUGUGGUCCCAGUGUAUGACUUGCUGCUGGAGAUGUUGAACGCGCACACACUCCGAGGGCAAAGGAAGUCCCCAGUCACACAUCCUGAGUUUGAAUAAGUUUCACAUUUCCAGGUCUGAACAGAAGUACGGGGCUGCCCCAUUAUGCAGGCAAAUAUACUGCAAAUAUGCAGGCUGUCCCUAGCCUCCAUUUGCUGAAAGUUAUGGGAGAAAACUAAGCUGCUGUGAUGGGACUGCUGGAGCGUGACCUAGUGCCAGUCCUCAUCUCUUGUAGAUUCGCAAUGGGAUAUCUCGGGAAAAGAUUGCGAGGCGCACACCUCUGUCUGUUUCUGACAUUAUAAUGGCUGCACUUUUAUAGUGCCUUCUGUGAGACUCUUAAAAGCACCUUACGAAAUUAAGCCUCAGAACAGUCCUGCGAGACGGGGAAUUAUUGCCUCUCCUUUUUAAAAGCAACUGAGACAAAAAGAUGACCGGGUUGAGAUGACAGAGGUCUGUGUGGGGGCCAGGGGUCAGGGCCUCACUCUCUGUGUCCCAGCCCAAUCCUUUUAAGCACUAACUGAUCUUUUUCGGUGUGAGGUGGUAUGAAAUAUACAGCAGCAGUAUUUGGCACAAAUCUGCUUACCUGUGUGUGCUGGGCACUGGGCAACGCUGCUUUGCAGGUGAUGUGCACAGUGGAGAGGAGUUUCCUUUGUUCUUAAAUAUGCAAUGGCUGCAUGGGCCCUCAUUUGAGGGCCAUUCUGAAUAACAUCUUGGGCUAGUUCGGAGCCUCUUCAGAAAUGUGAGACCAAGCUUACAUUUGCAUUCUGUGAGCAAGUUCUUAACACCCGUGUUAUUACCUGUGUACAAUUCUUCAGUGCUUUAAAGCAGCACAAAACUGCCCCCUUCUUUCAGUCAGUGCUGACUUUUGAAAUGUGUUCUGUCUGUGACAUGACGAUGUUGUUUUAUAUAUUUAUUAACGGUGUUAAAUCUAUUAUAACAUUUAGGUACAAAAGGUUGCUGUGUGAACAUUGUGUGCGUUCAUAUGUGCUCUGCCAACCGGGGCUUGUGAGAUCAGUGGGGAAACGCCUGCAUUCCCUCCCCUUUUUUGGCUGCCUGUGCAUCUGAGUUCUGCCCGCCCCAACCGUAGGGGUGGGGAAUGGGAGGCUGAGCUGGGCUGCUGCCCUCAGGUUUGCUGCUUGUUGGUUCUCCAAGCACGUGAGACCUGAAGCUGUUCCAUAUUUUGUGCAGGAUCCUUCAGAAGUUUGUUUGACAGGUGCGAUGGCUUGUUUGAAUUGAAUGUCACUUGGGAUGCAGGCUGAGGCCUCCCUGUGUGCUGCCUUCUGCAUGUGUUUAAGACCUGCUAAGGAAAAUAAAGAAGGGAAAUAGCUCAUCUGACCACCUCAGCGAAGAGCAGAAUGGCACCAUUUGUUCCAGUCACUGCCAGUAUUGCAUUUUGAUGUGAGCUACGAUUGCAGUUGCUAUCAGUGGAAGUGUUUUACUAUAAUACAUGCAUGGUUUUGGCAUUGCGGGUGUGGUGACAUUAAACUGAGACUACCCCAAAAGUCCAUUUGGAGCCUAAGUCUUUUGGAUGAGGGACUUUGCGCUGUUCCCCCUUUGCAUGCUUUGAGUAUCUUGCAGACCCUUGAUCCUGGUGUUUUUUGAAGCCCGGGACAGUAUUUUUUAUAGGAGGGGCAUCAAGCAUUGUCAGUGAGUUGCACAGAUUUCUUGUCCUGUUUUUGAUCUUGUACUAUACCAGAUGCUGCUGCUGUCUCAAUUUUUACUGGCUACCUUUCUAUUGUUUAUAAGAAAUGUAAUAUAGCAGUGCUCUGCUAAAAUAUUUAAUGUUUACUAUAAAAAAAAAAAAAAAAAAAAAAAAAAAGGAAAAAAGAAAAAAAUGUGAGUACAGUCUUGAAUUCGUUGGCUCCUUACUCAUUUUGAGGGAAGUUUUGCUGUGAGAAGAUAUCUUUGGCUGCCAUCACCUCCCAGCCUUCCCGCUUUGUAGUGUUCUUUCUCUGAUUUUCCUUUUCCUGUGUAUUUGUUUUGUUUAAUACAAUUUUUCAAAGAAACAUUGAAGUGCUAUUUUUUGUUUUGCUAUAAAAGCGCCGAGUUUAUGUGCACUCCUGAAGCAAAUGUCUGGGAAACUGGGAAAGAGUGGGUAUCAGUCAUACAACAAAUGUCUAAAUGCCAAUUUACUCUGGAUUGAUGCAGAAGGGUGGUGCUGCAGAUUUGUGCCACGCUGUGAUUCACACGUUUCUACUCACAGUCUAAAAGGGAACAGGAUGUGAUUUCAACAGAUUUUGUUUCGUUAAGCAUUGUUUUAUUAAAAGCUACUACCAGUGUUUUAAAAUGGGCAAAACCUGAUAGCUGUCACAUCUGUGGAUUGAUGUUCAUGUGUGUGUGGGUAAAGAGGGAGGUGCACGGCACAGCUGAUAAACAAGGACCUUGUGAUAAGGCAAUGAACGCUGACUCCUGAGUAAGAUGCUGUGUUAACCGUGGGUCUGUAUCCCACAGAUCUUCUCAUGUACUGCAGCCCAGGUGAGGAGAACAUCCGUGUUCAACCCAGGCCUGAGCAGAGCUGUCGGUGCAUUUCAGCUCCUGUACAGGGAGCAUCUCCAUGUCCAGCAGGAAAGAACGGAGCUGAGGAGCUACAGAGGCCCAUCAGGAGGUGAGAAUGCGGCUGCUCUGCAGCAUCCCUUCCCUGCUGCACAUCAGCAUCUGCCACAGAGCAGGACUGGGCCAGAGGUGGUUGUUUUUGCCUGAAUUGUGCUGCAGUUCUGGGAGCUGUGAUGAGGGUGUCAUGUAUGAUUCAUCUCCAGGAAUGCUACACCUUUUCCAGAGCUCUGUUUUUGCAAAUUACAUUUGGUGCUGCCAGAGGGGAGAAGAUGAGAGGGAAAAUCCUCCCCUGAGACAGUGCCUGAUAGAGUGGGUGCUCCUAUGCAGGAAAGCAAGACAGAUAGCUCAGUUCUUCCCACGAAGAUAAAAAAACUGCCCAUGGCAAACACGUUGCUUGUACCUUGACAGCUGAUGAUUAAAGCAAGGUAUGGAUGUGCACGGCUUCAUUUGAGAUGCCUUAAACUGAGUACAGUCUGAUGUCCUGUCACAGGAAUUAAUGGUUUUUAAGGUUGAAUUUUGAUCUUCUGGCCAGUUCUCUGGAUGGCAGAAUAGCUGAGCUUGGCUGCUGUAAGCCAGCACAGCCAGGGACAGGAGUCAUGGACAUGCCUUGGCUGUUGUCACCAUUCUUCUAAGAAGAAAGUGUUGGACAUUAUUAUGUCCUGCAAGAUUAUAACUUGGCAAAGUUAAGGAUGCAGUCGUAUAUUGUGCUGACCCAGUGCCUAAACUAACACUAAGGAUAGCUUUGUAAAUGGGAGUACGGAAAGCAAGUGGAUUGCUAAAAUGUAUUGUAAAUUAUUAUUGUUGGCGUUUUACUACUGAACUGAAAUGGUGAGUUAAAAGGCCUAGUAUGUUUCAUAGCAAAAGCUUCAUUUUAUUGAUGAUAUGGGUAUUUUAUAACUUGUUCCCUUCUUUUAGCACAGAGGUCACCUACACUAACGCUUUGUUGAGUGUCAGUGAUUUCUAUGUAAGUGCAUUAAAAGCAGACUGCAGUGGUAUAAAAUGCCAGCUUCUGCUGCUGCUUGAACAGAUCUUUCUUUACUCGUCACAGUGCUGUGUAGUGAAGAGAUACCAUAUCCAUGAACAGUUGUUUCUGCACAUUUCUUAUGUCUACUGCCGUAGAAUUUUCUGAGUCCUGCUUCCUACAUGGUGUUAGUUUCAGUAGUUUGUCCUCACCACAAGUCUGGAGUGGAAACUGUUAGGAGUGAAGUUGGAACCUUUUGUUUUAUGUCUGUAAUAUGGAUGGGAAAAACAAACAAAUCAACCUUCGUCCUGUCUCUCAGCUAUUUAGUUCUGUGAAUUUAAGGUAUUUUGCCAGUGAUGCACGCAUUGUUAAGUUGUGGACUGUUGUGGCUGAAUAAACGGGUAUCACGAAACCUAAA
Molecule: messenger RNA, 5832 nt
Organism: Lagopus leucura (white-tailed ptarmigan)
Lineage: Eukaryota; Metazoa; Chordata; Aves; Galliformes; Phasianidae
Gene: ESR2
Product: estrogen receptor 2
Exons: 9
Coding region: 356-1960 (534 amino acids)
Biological process (GO): estrogen receptor signaling pathway; regulation of DNA-templated transcription; cellular response to estradiol stimulus
Cellular component (GO): nucleus
Molecular function (GO): zinc ion binding; steroid binding; sequence-specific DNA binding
Source: RefSeq, a predicted model, not a curated record